Maylandia zebra (zebra mbuna) is the source of this 1694-nucleotide messenger RNA. The record is from RefSeq and is a predicted model, not a curated record. Lineage: Eukaryota; Metazoa; Chordata; Actinopteri; Cichliformes; Cichlidae.
CUCUUGGCGUGUAGUGUUUUGUUUUGGUGCAAAAUCCCACGGAUUAAUGUAACAUUUGGAGGACCUGGUAGCCACCUGGUAAACAAAAAGCUAUCACGAUACCGUCAUUGUUGUUACGUCCUUUAAGCUAAUCUAUUCCUUCGACUAUCUGGGAGAUGUAUCGUCGCGGAGCGGCAAAGAAAGACAGCAAGCCGGUGAAGAAGGAUGUGAGUGACAGUGAUAAAUACGCCGAUCUGUUGGUUUUCGGCUAUGCCUGCAAACUCUUCCGAGACGACGAAAGGGCUCUUUACCAUGAUCACGGAAAGCAUCUUAUCCCAUGGAUGGGGGACAAGAGCAUCAUGAUUGAUAGAUAUGAUGGACGUGGUCACUUACAUGACCUUUCAGAGUAUGACAGUGGGUCAUGGAAUACAUCCUACCAGCUGUCAGAGGAAGAGGCCAGGAUUGAGGCGCUCUGCGAUGAGGAGAGGUACCUGGCACUGCACACUGACCUGCUGGAAGAGGAAGCUAGACAAGAGGAGGAGUAUAAACGUCUGAGUGAGGCUCUGGCUGAUGAAGGCUCUUACAACGCCGUGGCUUUUAAAUACAGCGCUGACUACUAUGACCCCUCUCAGCCCACUGAGGAGGAGGAUGCUAACAAGGAAUCAGAGGAGGCAGAGCCUGAAGAGAGUGAAGAACCAUUCGUUGCUCCCGCAGGGCUUUCUAUCCCUCCUGAUGUGGAGUUGCCUGCAACCACCAAGACCCACAACAUCAUUGAGAAGACGGCCAACUUUGUCUGUCAGCAGGGGGCUCAGUUUGAGAUAGUGUUGAAAGCGAAGCAGUCUGGUAACUCCCAGUUUGACUUCCUUCGUUUUGACCAUUACCUGAACCCUUAUUACAAAUACAUCCUGCGGUCCAUGAAGGAAGGUCGAUACAAUGUUGCCUCUGACAGCAAGAAGGAGCAGUCGCAGGAAUCUGAUUCUGAUGAUUCAGAUGAUGAUGGAGAUGGGAGCUACCUCCAUCCCAGCCUUUUUGCCCCUAAAAGGAGCUCUCGCCUGGAGGAGCUAAUGAAGCCUCUUAAGGUGUUGGACCCAGAUCAUCCCCUGGCAGCACUAAUUCAAAAAGCCCAACAGGAAAGAAAUGGGACAGCAGCAGUGGCAACAAACCAAGAGGAAGCUCCAGCUAGUCUACCAACACAAUACAGCGCCGACCCAGUGUACUAUGGAUAUUACAUGCUGCCAGAUGGAUCGUUCUGCUUAGCUCCGCCUCCCCCAGGUAUAGAUGCCACCUCAUACUAUAAUAAUAUGACCUCAGCUGUCAUGGCACCACCUGCUUCUACCGAGGCCGUGGCUAAUUUGGGCUCUGCACCCACCCCUGCUGAAACUGUCACAGUAGCAACAGCAGCUACAGCCCCCACUCAGGACUCCAGCUCUGUUCCUCCAGCAAGUGUACCAGAAAUCAGUUCAAAAGCUGAACUUCCAGUUUCCACCCCAUCAGCAGCAGCCAUCAUUCCCCCACCACCCGACAUCCAGCCGGUCAUAGACAAGCUGGCUGAGUACGUUGCAAGAAAUGGUCUGAAGUUUGAGGCGAGCGUCCGUGCCAAGAAUGAUCCGCGGUUUGAAUUUCUGCAGUCCUGGCAUCAAUACAACACCUAUUACGAAUUUAAGAAGAAAUACUUCAUGCAAAAGGAAGGAAAAGGCUUGCCAGAGGUAAUAUAA